AAUAGAAAUCGACGAACUAGUCUAUUAUUGUUUCGAAGCAUUAGCUCAAUUCGAAAUUUAUCGUAGCUACGUGUAUAAUGAUUAAAAUCAUUGCGAGAAUCAGAAACAACAAACAUUAACAAAAAAUUGAUACUUUUCUGGAUUGUUUCAUUAACUUGCGAAGAAUUUGGUGUAAUUUUCAUUUACGAUUUAUUAACGGUUCACAGUAAAACUUUGCACUUUUAUGUCAAUAUGGCAGCUGGCAUAAAUGUAUCCGAUGCACUCAAACUAAUCGGUGAAUCUCCGGAUAUUUUAAACAAUAAAAAUAUUAAUUACGUAGCAUUAAUAAUUCCUACAGAAAAAUUAAGAAAUUCAGAACGUUGUUUAGAAAUAUUAUGUAAAAGUAAUCCUAGAAUUAUUUUUUAUCUGAUAGAGGACGGUGAUGAGUAUAUUCCUUGCACUGAAUUUUCACAGACAUUGCCGAAUAAACACUAUCAAUUGACAUUUUAUCAGUUAAGCGUGGAAAAUGAAAUUAAAAUGAAUGAUACAAUUUACGUAACCGAUGUAACAGAAGAUGAUGGUGUUCGUGCAUUUUCGAUUCGGAUUGAUUGGUUUGAUGUGGUUGAUGAUCCGUACAUUUACAUAUUGUUGAAAAUACAGGAAGUAAAAUCAUCUGCGGAAAUAGAUAUUCAAAAAAAUGAAAUGUCAGCGAAAUUUCUCUCUCUAUAUGAGGAAAAAAAAUUAACUGAUUUCAAAAUAAUCUGCAAAGAUCAACAAUUUUGCGUACAUAAAAUAAUUCUCAUGUAUCAGUCCGAUGUUUUUCAAGCAAUGUUAGAAAAUUUAAUGAAAAAAUCUCGAGAAAAUGUACUUGUAAUAAGUGAUUUUGAACCAAAAAUUGUAGAAGCAAUGAUUCGUUAUCUAUAUUCCGAUGAAAUGACCGAAAAACUAUCUGAAAACGAAUUUGAAGAAUUAUUGUUAAUUGCAAAUAAGUAUAAUUUGGAGAAAUUGCAAAAAAUUUGCUUCAACGAGCUUUUGAAAGUAAUAAAAACUUUUAAGCAAGCUGCUGAUUUAAUUAUUUUUACUGCACUUCAAAAUUUUAUUGAUAUGAAAGACUUGGUAAUUGAAUAUAUGAAAGAAAAUAAAAAUACUUUGAUGUAAAAAAAUUCUUCGUUCAAUGUAAGCGAUAACACAAUUUUACGUUAAAACCUAAAAAGUUUUCUGUUUUAUUUAUUGUUUAAAAUUAUUAUCCUAUCGGUUGAACCGAAAAAUUAUCAUGUAAAAAUCUUGAUUGUAUGAUUUAAUAAAAUUACAUUGUAUAUUUACAAAAU
Molecule: messenger RNA, 1307 nt
Organism: Leptopilina heterotoma
Lineage: Eukaryota; Metazoa; Arthropoda; Insecta; Hymenoptera; Figitidae
Product: protein roadkill-like
Exons: 2
Coding region: 232-1137 (301 amino acids)
Biological process (GO): proteasome-mediated ubiquitin-dependent protein catabolic process; regulation of proteolysis
Cellular component (GO): cytoplasm
Molecular function (GO): ubiquitin protein ligase binding
Source: RefSeq, a predicted model, not a curated record